AUGAAAGUUUUUAUUUUUUUCGCUUUUGUUAAUUUUUUGUUUGUUUUGAAUUUAUUUUCCCCUUGUACGUGUAAAAAGGAUUAUGGGAAGGAAUGGGUUAAGGAUAAAUUAAGUUUAGUAAAUUUAAAAUUAGAGAAAUAUGAUAAAAAAAAGAAAUUUGCUCUUAUAUCAGGAGCAGCUAUAGGAGCCUUAGCAUUAAUAACACUUAUAGGAGGUAUUUAUAUGACUAAAGGAAGAAAAAGUUCCAUAUGGCAUAAUUCAGAAAUAAAUGAUACACUUUAUGAUGUUGUUCUUGAAACAGUGAAUCAAGGAAAUACAGAUGUAAAGUUGGCUUUUCAAAGAGGAGUAAAACUAGAUGAUGCUGUUCCUAGUGAGGCAACAUUUAAAAAAUAUUUAAAACAAAAUAUUAAAGAUCGAAAUUUAAAUUUAACAUGGCAAGAAGAACGGGAAUUAUAUAGAAUGCUUCCUUAUAUUCGCUUUAAUGUCGAAAGACUAGCUGUAUUUCUUAGAUGA
Messenger RNA from Plasmodium falciparum 3D7, 513 nucleotides. RefSeq names its product ETRAMP family protein (gene ETRAMP8). The record is from RefSeq and is a predicted model, not a curated record. NCBI's taxonomy places the organism in Eukaryota, Apicomplexa, Aconoidasida, Haemosporida, Plasmodiidae.